Messenger RNA from Hippocampus comes (tiger tail seahorse), 2229 nucleotides. It is a transcript of the gene dennd10, whose product is annotated as DENN domain containing 10. The transcript is spliced from 9 exons. Lineage: Eukaryota; Metazoa; Chordata; Actinopteri; Syngnathiformes; Syngnathidae. Bases 242 to 1297 code for a protein of 351 amino acids. Gene Ontology annotation, molecular function: guanyl-nucleotide exchange factor activity; small GTPase binding. Gene Ontology annotation, biological process: regulation of early endosome to late endosome transport; protein transport. Gene Ontology annotation, cellular component: late endosome. The record is from RefSeq and is a predicted model, not a curated record.
CUCCUGACCCGGAAAAAGGAAGAAAUAAGCACAGAGCAGAAAAGUGGUUGACAGCAGAGGUAAUAGAAACAACUCGUCAAUGUCAUCGCGCUUUUGAUCUAAUCACUUGACUGCAGCAUCCACUUCGAGCUUUUUGCAUUUGAAUAGCUUUUAGGCUUCGCGGCUUGACAGUCGCAUCUUCAUGCGAUUUUGUGCCCCCCAAUUUUAUCAGUGAUUUGUUUAAACUCUACGGGAAUGGAAUAUGGCAGCAACUGAAACACAGUCUAUGUUAAGCAUUGGAUUGAUUGAAAAAGACGUGAACGGGGACACUCUGUGGGUUUGGUGCUAUCCUGCGGUGGGCUCCGAAUUUAGACAGGUCCUGCUCAGCAAGUGCUGUCUGACACAGAACAACGAAGAUUUUCACACAUUUGUAUUUGGCCAAUUCUGUCGUUCUUGGUACUAUAUCAGCACACUGGAGGUACAGGAGCCUACACCUCUAAAGAAGGUCACUCAUUUGUCAGUGGUUAUUACAGCAAAAGACUUCAACCCUGAGAAAUAUGCCGCACUCAAUCGAAUACUGUGCAGGAUGUACAUCAAAUAUGGCAGUCCGGUGAAAAUGAUGGAGGUCUACAUCGCUGUUCUCACCAAAGGUAUUUGCCAGAGUGAAGAGAAUGGCUCAUUUUUAACCAAGGACUACGAUGUCCGAAAGGCCUUCCUGGCAGGAUCAAUCAAAGAUGUGGUGUCUCAGUUUGGCAUGGAGACCAUUAUCCUGUACACCGCUGUCAUACUGAAAAAGCGUAUCGCUGUGCACCAUCCUCGAAUUGAAGCCUUGUUGGAAUUCACAAGAGUGCUUCCUGCUCUAUCGUGGCACAGGAAAGACUGGUCUAUUCUGCAUCCAUAUGUGCACCUGACUGAUACUGAACUGGAGCAUCUCAGUAAAUGCCCAGGGUAUAUAGCAGGAUUUGUCGAUCCAGAGGUGAGCAACAGGUCAGACCUGUUUGAUGUGUAUGUGAAUCUCCCAGACAGCAUCAUCACUGUGUCACAGAAUGCCAAAGAGGCUAUGAUGAUGGGGAAGUUACACAAGGACAUCGGCCAUCUUAUUCUCCAGUCUGCAGAAGACACAGAGAGGUCAGAUAGUCACGUCAUUAAGGACAUUUCUUUGAAAACCAAACAGAUUCUUGCUCAUUUGGGGACCUUGGCUGAUCAAUGUGAAGGCUCUAAAAUCACUCUGGAACAUUUAAAGCAGCAAAAUUUCCCUCCAGCGACGGAAAACUUCCUGUUUCAUCUGGCUGCCGCUGAGCAGAUUUUACUGGUGUAAGACUUUUAUAAGAUUUUGACAGAUUUUCAGAUGCUAUCCAAAAGGGCGAUGACAGUGCGGGCACAACUGUCACUUUAGCAGACCCUGGAUAUGACAAUAAAAGUAUGCCAAAUGCGGCGCUUAUUUAUUUAUUUUUAGAUGAGGUAUGAGUUUAAAAAUGUUCUUACUGACCUCAAAUUCCAAGACCUGAUGCAGAUCCAGAAAUUAAGUUGCAUCUGCUCGUAUGGCUUUGUUGUAUGUCUUACAACAGGUCACUGUGCCUCAUUGAUGCUCAGCAGAAAACGGUAAUAUUUGCUAUUAAAAAGAGAAUGAAUUAUUUUCGACAAAAGACAACAUUUUAAAACAUGUCUGUCCUAAGCUCCUUGUCGGAAUAAAAAAAAAAAAAAAAACAAUACACCAGACAUAUUUUAAGCCUGUUUUGAGGGAGCAGUCCUGCCUCAUGAAAAUCAGUGACAUAUAACCGCACCAGCUCCUCCGUAACUGAAGGCUUUUGUUGCCAUGAUGACUGUGAGAGGAGCGAUAAGGCCCACCAAGCGCCUUCAGAUGCAUAAGUGGAGCCCAGAGUGUGUGUGCCCAUCAAGACAAUGAAAGCAUUUUCACCCAUGAAGUCAGUACUUCUUUCUGUCAGCCAAGUAUGUUGCACUCACCUAACACAAACGUUAAUCUGACUCUGCUUCAAAUUUAGUAGUGCUCUUCAGUUUGACCAUGGCUUGAAAGUGGUGGUUUCUUUUCCAUGGGAGGAGAGUUGAGGUAUUUGGGUGCUAGGCGCAGUUACAAUCAAAAUUAUCAGAACUGUGUUGUCACAACGAUGAAGCGCCAGCUCACAGACACAGUGACAGCAACAAGCAAGUAAUAGAAAAGUUACUGGGUUCUUUAUCUUCAUACCUCAUGCAUGGGCAGAAACUAUAAUAAACUACGUAUUUGCCAGUCAA